GUGAAAAUGUGUGAUUAAAAAUUAAAAAAAUUAAGGAAAAGUGAAAAUUCUAAAACAAAAAAAUUUGAAAUCCUUUGAAUAGUGAAAGAUAAAUAGUUCAAAAUGGAAUUACUUAAUGAAACCGCUGAAAUCGUGAAUAAUGGAAUUUCUCAGUUCACAUUUAAUGCUACCGAUUAUACGGUCUUUGUGUUUAUGUUAUUGAUCUCAUUUGGCAUUGGUGUUUAUUUCGGUUUCUUUGCCAAAGGUGCUGAUACAACCGAUGAAUAUCUAAUGGGUGGGAAACGCAUGAAAACCAUACCUAUUGCUAUAUCACUUGUGGCAAGUCAACUUUCCGGUAUAUCCAUCAUGACGAUACCUUCAGAAAUGUAUUCAUUUGGCAUAAAUUGGUGUUUUAACGUGAUCUCAAUGUUAAUAGUUGUGCCAAUCCUGUGUUAUGUUGUUAUACCAGUUUUUUAUAAUAAUAAUAUAUCGAACUGUUAUGAGUAUCUGGAAAUAAGAUUUAACCGCAAGACGCGCCAAAUUCAAACAAUGGCCUUUAUAGUUACAUUGUUCCUUAUGUUACCAGUUUUUAUUUUUAUACCAGCACUUGCAUUUUCACAAGUUACUGGCAUAAAUAUACAUCUCAUAAAUACAAUCGUCUGUUCAAUAUGUGUAUUUUAUACUAUGUUUGGCGGAAUCAAAGCGGUUGUUUGGACAGAUGUUGUACAAGCAUUUAUAAUGGUCACAUCUGUGGUAUUAGUUGGAAUAUUGGCUACAGUAAAAAUAGGAGGAAUUGGAGAAGUUUACCAUAUCGCUAAAGCCGGUGGCCGCUUAAAUAUCAAUUUAGCAUUCGAUUUAACAACUCGCUCUACACUAUGGAACUGUUUUAUAAGUGGAACACUAAUGUGGGCUUCAUAUGUUGGCCUGAAUCAAAGUUGUGUACAGCGUAUAGUGUCCUUGCCCUCAUUGGGUCAUGCUAAAAGAUCGCUUGUAAUUUUUGGUUUUGGUUUUAUCCUCAUACUUGGAUUUAACACUUACACUGGCAUUGCGAUGUAUUCACGUUAUCAUGACUGUGACCCAAUUCAGGCAGGAUUUGUUCAAAAAACUGAUAAACUAAUGCCGUACUUUGUACAAGAUAUUGUAGGCCAUUUAAAAGGUAUGCCUGGUGUAUUUAUAUCGUGUGUUUUUAGUGCUGCUCUGAGUACAAUGUCGGCCAGUUUAAAUUCCUUAUCUGGUAUAGUCUACUUUGAUUACAUCAAACCAUAUAUUAGACACACAGAGAGUCGUGCAAAUCUUAUCAUGAAAGUAUUUGUCUUCGUAACUGGAAUAUAUUGUAUACUUGGUGGAGCUGUUGUCGAGAAGUUCUCUUCCAUAUUACAAAUGGUUUAUUCUAUUGGAGGUGUUACUUUUGGUUCAGUUUUUGGUGUAUUUAUGUUGGGAAUGUUGGUGCCUAGAGCACAUGGCAGAGCUGCCUUCUGGUCUGUUGUGGCUAGUAUGUUGGCAAUGUUAGUUAUAAUUUUGGGUGCACAAGGUCGCAUACAUUACAAAACGUUACCCCUAACACUUGAUGGUUGCGAAGAAUUGAAUAAGACAAUUGCUUCAACCACCUCCACUUUACUUCACUCCACUCAACAUGGCACAAAUGCUUCAGAAGGCUUUAACAUAUUCGAUCUUUCGUUCAAUUGGUACGUAGUGGUUGGUGCUAUAAUACUUUUUGUGGUAGGCAUACCAUUGAGCUACAUAAUACCACCAGAAAAGGAUGAGAAAUUCAAUCCCAAGCUACUCUCGCCCAUCUUGCAAUACUUUAUGAAAUACGAGCUGACAAAUGUCGAAGAGAUGCCCGAGAUUUUAACAAAAACGAAUUUAAAGCAAUAGAAAUAUUUGAUAGUCACUGGAAAGUUUCAUACUCAUUGUGUUCGAAACAGAUAAGUUUAUUGUACUGUGUACAAGUCAAAGCCGUUAUUGUUACCAUAAGAAUUUUAUUGUAUGUAAAAU
This is a messenger RNA of Teleopsis dalmanni, 1974 nucleotides long. Its product is annotated as sodium-coupled monocarboxylate transporter 1-like. The record is from RefSeq and is a predicted model, not a curated record. The transcript is spliced from 9 exons. Gene Ontology annotation, biological process: sodium ion transport; transmembrane transport. The coding region runs from base 103 to 1854 and encodes 583 amino acids. Gene Ontology annotation, molecular function: symporter activity. Gene Ontology annotation, cellular component: membrane. Lineage: Eukaryota; Metazoa; Arthropoda; Insecta; Diptera; Diopsidae.